Lytechinus variegatus (green sea urchin) is the source of this 3441-nucleotide messenger RNA. RefSeq names its product cystine/glutamate transporter-like. Gene Ontology annotation, biological process: amino acid transmembrane transport. Bases 1839 to 3347 code for a protein of 502 amino acids. Gene Ontology annotation, cellular component: membrane. Gene Ontology annotation, molecular function: L-amino acid transmembrane transporter activity. The transcript has 10 exons. NCBI's taxonomy places the organism in Eukaryota, Metazoa, Echinodermata, Echinoidea, Temnopleuroida, Toxopneustidae. The record is from RefSeq and is a predicted model, not a curated record.
CUGCACUCGACCCAGAUGAGGUGAAUGGGUACCCGGUAAUGCUUUAGCGCCUAUAUGGCGGCUCAGCUGCAGCCGGGUAUAACAACCAAGUAUCAACAGAGUAUAUGCAAUCAUAAUAGCUGCGGUAUAAAUGGACCAAUAUUGCUUUGGUAAUUAAAGAAAUAUAAAAGUCAGUACAUAAGCAUCAAACAAAGAAAUAAUAUUAAAUCAGAUGAGCGUUUAAUGUAUUUUGUUUUAAUUCAUUUUCUAAUUUCUUGACGUAAUUCACUGUUUUAUGAAGUAGGUUUAUGGUGAUUAGUAUGUAGUAAUAUAAGUGUGCUCACAUGUAAAAGCCUACAUAUGCUUCUUUUGCUUCGAUUUUUAUAUAAUAAUAAAAUACAAGAUUAUUUUUUGUCAUUUUAUCAUUAUUUCCGAUAAAAUGUUGGUGGGUAGUCAUUUUUUUGAAGUUUUCUGGAUGUAAAUCCGUAUCUUCAAGGCUUGCACAACUAACCUUUAAUUGGUAAUGGUAAUUUAAUAAAUUACAAAAUGGCACCCGAAUUUCUACACAAAGGGCAUAACAAAAAAUGAAUCUUUUAAUUCAUACAAGCUUUAAAAUUCAUGUUCCGAUUUGCAUUCGUUUCUGUCAUACGGAGAAUAAUACAAAGGCAUGAUUAAAUAAUUAUAUAAAAAAAUAAAUGAGAAAAUAUGAUGAGGCGUAGCUAAGGAAGGCAACAAGGCGAUCACCCCCUCGUUGAUUGGUUAACUUCUGAAUUUAAACCGUCAGAAGAUGCAAAUACUCUCCCACUACUCCCACUAUCAAACAGCAAAUAAAAACUGUAAACAAAUAUUUAUAGGUUUAUAGGAGUUAGUACAUCAAAAACCGAAUUUCUCGGUCGGCGUUACGUUCUCCUCUAAUAAGCAAAUCACUUUAAUUUUUAAAGGAUUAUGUUACAACCCCCGUUUACUGAAAUAUGCCAUUUUAACGUCAUAUUAUAUGACGUUAGAAAUAGUUCAAAUAGCUACAAAAUAUGUCUAGCGUCGCUCAGUUGCACCCCCCCUCCCACGAAACUUCGUUUUGGGGAAAAACAUAUCUUACAGAGCCCCUCACAUGUUGCGAUUUCCCUCCCUCCCCCUCCAAGUGCUUAAUAAAGCAGAAAUUUUCACACACCUUCUGAUCUCUCGGUCGUUUCCCUUCCUUGCGUCUUACCAUGGACCUACUACAAUGUUCUUACGAACCGCCACCACAAAUACAAUCACACCCCCCCCCCCUUAGCAUUCAAAUAGCAUAUACAGUAUAGCAGCAGAUACAAAAUUACAUUGACAGUAAAAAAAAAAUACUGCUGACAAUUCGGAAACAUGGAGCCAGCUAUUUGAUCAUGGUUGACAAAAGACGAUUGUUUUUGUAUAUUUACUUUAUGAUGUCCAAAGUACAUCCUUUUAUCAUGUUUAUGGGCCACAACUAAAGUAAUUCAAUGGAAAACAAUGUAACCAUUACCCCACAGUAGACUUUGGUUCUAUUUGCAUCGCAGUAAAACAGAAGUGAAAAGAUGAAAGAAGUUGUAAGGUGUUGUUUUCUGUAAUUGGUGAUACUUUCUAAGCUUGAUUAAAUUAUCAAUCAAAGAGACAGUUGAUUUACAUUUAUAAAGAAUUAAUUUUAAAAUAUGCUCAUGUACGUCAGAGUGUGACGUACCCUUAACCUCACACUUAUUAAUCUGCAAUAACCAUCAUUCCUUGGCCACGUUGAAAAUGUGUUUUCAUACUAUUCGAGCAGAGUAGUUUUUUAACUAGUAUUACAAGUUAACCUGCACCCGAAAGAGGAUAUUGUCGGCGUCUUUAGAUUCAGCAGUCAUUCAUCUGCAAUGGUCCGACUUCGAAAGACCCCUGAUGGCGGUGGUAAGGAUCUGAGCCAGGUUGUCCAGGAGGAUGAUGGCACAGCUGUCCGUCUAACCCGUCAGGUCACCCUGAUAGACAGUAUCGCACUCACCGUUGGCCAGAUCAUAGGAUCCGGUAUCUUUGUCUCUCCUACAAAUGUCUUGGAGAACUCUGGAGGGAUCGGGUGGGCGCUAAUGAUAUGGUGUCUAUGCGGAAUUCUAUCCAUGUUAGGUUCCCUGUGUUACGCAGAGCUCGGUACGACCUUCCCUGUAUCCGGAGGGGACUUCUCCUACCUCCUUGAAGCGUAUGGUCCGAUCCCAGCCUUCUUGAGGCUCUGGACGAGUGUGGUAUCCAUCAGAACUGCAUCUUCUGCGGUCCUGUCCUUGACGUGUGUCACUUAUAUUCUCCUUCCCUUUUAUCCCAAUUGCGACGUUCCUCCCAAUGUACUUCGUCUUGUCGCGGCAUGUGUGCUUUGUACCAUCUUUUUCGUGAACAGCCUCAGUGUUCCGUUAAGUCGAAGGAUACAGGUAGUUUUCACCGUGGCCAAACUCAUUGGGUUAGCCGUCAUUAUCAUAUCGGGAAUUGUUCAGCUUGCCAAUGGUCAAACCUCUAAUUUUGAGAAUGCUUUCGACACAUCGAAAUUCAAUUUCCGAACAUUUCCACUCGCCAUUUAUUCAGGACUUUUCGCCUACUCAGGAUGGCAAUACCUUACUCUGGUGACGGAAGAAAUAGUCAACCCGUCCAGAACAGUUCCUUUGUCUAUUAUCAUAUCUAUGAUAAUAAUCACUGUGGUUUACCUGCUGACCAACGUGGCUUACUUCACAGUCCUAUCCGAGAGUGAGAUGCUCGCAUCUAGUGCAGUAGCAUUGGACUAUGGCCAGCGUGCACUUGGAAGUUGGUGGUGGACCAUGAGUGUUGCUGUGGCUCUCUCGGUCAUCGGAUCUCUCAAUGGAGGAAUAUUUGGUUUGUCCAGGUUCCUUCUUGUUGCAUCGCGUGAAGGUCACAUGCCUGCCAUAGCAUCGAUGAUACACAUUGAUAGAAAGACUCCUCUACCGGCUGCCACAAUACUGGCACCUAUUUGCCUCUUGAUGUUGAUAAGUGAUGACGUAGGAACUCUUAUCAACUAUCUUAGUUUCACACGAUGGCUCUUCAUCGGAAUCACGUGCACAAUUAUACCUUAUUACAGAUGGAAAUAUCCCGAGCUCAAGCGUCCUUUCAAGGUUCCUCUGGUUGUCCCGACAGUCUUCUUGUUGUGUGCGUUUUUCGUGGUUGGUAUGUCACUAUACAGCAGUCCUGUGGAUUGUGGUAUUGGUUUAGGAAUCAUGUUAGCCGGGAUACCAGUCUAUUACCUGUGUGUUUGGUGGAAGAACAAACCAGAUUGGAUCAAUGAAAAGCUGGAUGGGGCAACCAUAUUUUUGCAGCGACUUCUUUUUGUUAUGCCCCCAGAAGGAGAAGGAGCUGGGCCAUCUAAACUCGUUCAUCAAGAUAAUGAUUAGUGAUGCUGCACUGUAAAAGCUGUGGUGUUAAAACUGACACCAAUUGGUGUUGAUAAAGGACCACACCCUGAGGUGUUAAAAUUACACCCUAGAG